Cicer arietinum (chickpea) is the source of this 1120-nucleotide messenger RNA. RefSeq lists its product as uncharacterized. NCBI's taxonomy places the organism in Eukaryota, Viridiplantae, Streptophyta, Magnoliopsida, Fabales, Fabaceae. The record is from RefSeq and is a predicted model, not a curated record. Gene Ontology annotation, cellular component: nucleus.
UUCUUUUUACAUAAAAUAAUGUAUUUGCGAAAUAUUUAUAAAUUCAUACUGAAAUUUUAAAUGUCUGUUAAAGAAAUUUGGGCUUAACGAAAGUCUAGUCCACCGUAUAGUAUCUUCUGCUUCGGCGCACAUACAUUGGUACUCUUUAAGUUAGGGUUUUCAGCUGUUCAUUGUUUCAAUUGCUCGUAAGUUUGUUAAUUAAUCUUCCAACAAUGAAGAAAAACGAUCGUGAAUGCAAUAAUAAUCACGAAGAGAAGAAGAAACGAAUGAUAAUGAUGAAGAAUAAGAAGAGGAACAUUUCGAGGUUAGGUGGAAGUGGCCUUUCGCUUGAUGUUUUCGCUAAUGCCAAAUCUAACAACAGUCGAUACAAUCCUGCUCUUAUAAAGAAGCAAAAAGAGUUCAACAAGAAUGCUAAGCAUGUGCAGAAGUUUAAGAAGUUGCUAAAGCAGCAAAACCAGCAGAAUGAACCCUCUGUGGCCCAGAGACAUAUUGAGAGUUUGAAUGAAACUGAAGGGGACAAGGACAAUAAUGAGAGGAGGAAGAGGAAGAAGGACAGUGCUUUUAGUUUGGAAGAAUUAUACAAGAAGACACAUGAAGAAAAAGAGAAAGAACGAAUGGAGAGAGAAGCAAUUUUCAAGGAGAAGAAGGAACAGAGAGAAAAAGCCGAAGCUCGCAGAAAAGGUAUACGCGAAAAAAUGCUUAAGAAGACACGAAAAGGACAGCCUGUUAUGAAAUACAGAAUUGAACAUCUUUUGGAGACUAUUCAAGGCUCAACUAAAAAUGCAGCUGGCAACAAUUCCUGACUACUGGAGUAGGGAAGGGAACAUCAACAUCCCUUGAACUUUAUCAGCAUGAUACUGUCUUUUGCUGAGUUACUGUCCUCAUUGGUGUCGGGGUUGUAUCAAAUUUUGUACCUAAAUUGAUAUCAUUAAUUGUUGUAAUCGCCAUAGACAGUGUAACUGUGUAUAAGGCUUUUGCGCUAUAUAGGAACGGUUCAAUAUCGAGGUCAAUGUUGUAACUUUUUGUUGUUAAUUACUAGUCGUACUGUACUAUUCAAUAUAAACAACCUCCAAAGAGAUAAGAAAGGUAUGAUGAUAGUUGCAUGGAAGUUUUCUUACUU